GCGCGGGGCGGGCCUCGGCAGCGCGGGCAUCCCCCCCACCAAGGCCUGGCGGGUGGAAGGCGCCAGCAGCCCCGGCUCCGAGUGGCCCGGGCGGUGGGCUGUGCCGGAGUCUCCUCCCUUUGGCCGGCCGCAGGCUUGCAGCCCCAGUGUCGCCACCGCCAUGGCCUCGCAGCAGCUCUUCCGCGCGCUCGUGUCCGCGCAGUGGGUGGCCGAGGCGCUCCGGGCCCCGCGGGCCGGGCAGCCCCUGCAGCUGCUCGACGCCUCCUGGUACCUGCCCAAGCUGGGCCGCGAUGCGCGCCGCGAGUUCGAGGAGCGCCACAUCCCGGGCGCCGCCUUCUUUGACAUCGACCAGUGCAGCGACCGCACGUCGCCCUACGACCACAUGCUGCCCAGCGCGGCACAAUUCGCCGAGUACGCGGGCCGCCUGGGCGUGGGCGCCGCCACCCACGUGGUGGUCUACGACGCCAGCGAUCAGGGCCUCUACGCGGCGCCGCGCGUGUGGUGGAUGUUCCGCGCCUUCGGCCACCGCACCGUGUCGCUGCUCGACGGCGGCCUCCGCAACUGGCUGCGCCAGGGCCUCCCACUGAGCUCGGACAAGAGCCGCCCCACGCCCGCCGAGUUCCACGCGGUGCUGGACCCCGCCUACGUCAAGACGUACGAGGACAUCAAGGAGAACCUCGAAUCCCGGCACUUCCAGGUGGUGGACGCUCGCGCCGCCGGCCGCUUCCGAGGCACCGAGCCGGAGCCCCGAGACGGGAUCGAACCCGGCCACAUUCCCGGCACCAUCAACAUCCCCUUCACAGACUUCAUGACCGAAGAGGGCCUGGAGAAGAGCCCCGAGGAGAUCCACCGCCUCUUCCAGGACAAGAAGGUGGACCUGUCCCAGCCCCUGGUGGCCACAUGUGGCUCCGGUGUCACAGCCUGCCACGUGGCACUGGGGGCCUACCUCUGCGGCAAGCCCAACGUGCCCAUCUACGACGGCUCCUGGGUGGAGUGGUACAUGCGCGCCCAGCCAGAAGAUGUCAUCUCCGAGGGCCGGGGGAAGACCCACUGAGUCUUGGCGGGACACAGGAAGCUCAGGUGACACCCAGCCACCAGCAGUGCCCAGCCCGGUGGUUUGGACUCUGCUCUGACCAGGAUAGUGUUUCUUCCUUCAACUCAGGUGGCACAUGGGGCAACAUCCCUGAAGCCAAGAAUUCCAUUGACUCGCAGGCCCCCAGUGGAGGCAGCAGAGAAGAUGGUGGCGGGCGCACCGGGGAGGGGAGCUGAGCUGGGUCCCCACCUCCCUUCUGUUGAGGAAAUAAAACAGUCAAGCGCUAAA
Molecule: messenger RNA, 1321 nt
Organism: Hippopotamus amphibius kiboko
Lineage: Eukaryota; Metazoa; Chordata; Mammalia; Artiodactyla; Hippopotamidae
Gene: MPST
Product: mercaptopyruvate sulfurtransferase
Exons: 3
Coding region: 161-1054 (297 amino acids)
Biological process (GO): transsulfuration
Cellular component (GO): mitochondrion
Molecular function (GO): thiosulfate-cyanide sulfurtransferase activity
Source: RefSeq, a predicted model, not a curated record